Suillus clintonianus is the source of this 1185-nucleotide messenger RNA. RefSeq lists its product as uncharacterized. The transcript is spliced from 5 exons. Lineage: Eukaryota; Fungi; Basidiomycota; Agaricomycetes; Boletales; Suillaceae. Bases 24 to 866 code for a protein of 280 amino acids. The record is from RefSeq and is a predicted model, not a curated record.
CAUGCACAGGAACUGUCAUCACCAUGGCUCGAAUGUUCCCCACUUCUGGCCCAUGUCUACCGCCUUAUAAAUCUCUCAUAAUACAAGGAGAUUACCACCCUUCAGCUCCGAUUCACAUGUGUCUGUCUGUUCCAAUGGGUGCCAAGGCGUUACUUCUUUCUUCUUCUCGCCAGGCUCUCAUACGCAGCCUUCGAGAAUACAACGACGAAUGGCUGCUUACAGAUUCUGGAACAGGGAAUACUUGUCACAGUAGUUCCAAAGUUGACAUCUUCUACCCUCCAACCCCAAAUCACUUGGUCGUGUUAUUAUCCGCAUUUAGAACACAUGACGCCUCUGAACCUGUUCCUCUCGAUGCCAAAGCAACUCUAGACUGCGUCCCAUCAUUGCUUGUUUUGCACGAACUAUCCGCGUACUUCUUGCCCAUGAACGAAAACAAACCGCACACUAUCGCAUCGUAUCUCCAGCUUGUUAGCCACGCUGUUGCUUUGGCGAAUUUCCUCUCUAUAGAACCACAAACGCCUAUGCGCUUCGCUCUAUUUGAUUCUCAACUUGACAAUCUGAAGCUCCCCGUCCUACGAGCUCCAAUUAUCCCCGUGUUUGACGGAGAAGAGAACGGUGAUGAAACAUCUAGAUCUGAAUCAGUCGAUUUGUUGGCGCACAAGUAUUUUGAAUGGGUCGGCACGUUUAACAAAUCCAACCCAGAAACUGAUUUUCCAUCUGAUGGAAGUGGGGUACGCCGCUGCACCCUCACGCUGCACAAGCAAGGCAGUGACAUUCGGACGGAUAUCAUGUGGCGGUGGUCAGAAGUUCUAGAACGGACCCACAGCCGCUAUGACGAACCCACAACCACAUUUUUCUGGUCAUGACGUUGGGGUCCAAUCCCACGUCUGGCUUUGCCUGGGAUCUUUGAACACAGGAUCCUUGAUCACUGAGUGCCGAGGAGUUGACUCCGGCCCAUGUUCCCCGCGUAUUGCUGUGGUGCACUAUCCUUGUUGUAUCACCCUAAGUAGGUACUUUGUCUCUUGUGAUAUGUCUAUUGCGUCCACCACGUCAUGCGCGUUUGGUCUGUGCCAUCUGAACAAUUCGCGUCAUGCUGUGUUGCCGUACAUGAUGGUACAUCGGUACGUGUCCUCCUAUUUCCUUGCGCGCAUCACUAUGGCGACCUCCGCUUUUUUCUCAUCAUGG